AUGACAAGCGACGAUCAGUUCUUUUUCGACUACCUUUCUUCCAUACCCCAUGACGUAAGGCGGUACUCUGAGCAGGUCGCCGACUCGAUCGACCGAUCAGUCGACCAAGCGGCGUCUGCUAUUCGAAAUACACUGUCUGAACAAACAUGGAUACCUUCUUCUGUACGGCCGCCGGUGCGCGCCUCUCAGAUGCGGUCAUCUCCCCGCGGUCUGACCGACCGAGUUCAGGACUGGAUGAUCCGGAAUCGCGCGUGGACCGCGGCUAUCCUUGCAUUUGUCGGCACAGGCUGUGUCUUGCUUUAUGGAAACAAGAAGCUGAAUUCCAAACGGAGAAAGGCCAGAAAAGCGGGUAACGGAUCCCGCAAAGAGAUUGUCGUUGUUGCUGGAUCACCACACGAGGCUAUGACUAGAGCGAUCGCGGCGGACUUGGAGCGUCGAGGAUACAUUGUCUAUGUGACGGUAUCAUCUGCGGAGGAGGAACAGAUUGUCCAGUCCGAGAAACGAGCUGAUAUUAAGGCGCUUUGGUUGGACUUGACCACGACACCGUCGAACCCUUCGGAUAUUCAUCCUUCGUUGCACGAACUGCGAAACCUGAUCACACAACCGCAGUACCCGUCCCCGGGAAUGCUCCCCCAUACCUGUCAGCUAAGCGGUCUCAUCAUCGUACCCUCGGCCAACUACGCUGCAGGCCCUGUCGCAACCAUUCCACCUUCGUCAUGGGCAGACGCUGUUAACACCCGCGUUCUCUCUCCAAUCCUCACUACGCAAGCCUUCCUUCCCCUCAUGACCCUCCGCAACAACAACAGCACAAUCGUCUUCGCUUACCCGACCAUCUCCUCCUCUCUAUCCGCCCCCUUUGCUGGUCCAGAGGUCACUGCUACCAGCGCCGUUUCCUCGUUCGCCGCCUCUCUUCGACAAGAGCUCCGACUCCUAGAGCGUGGCAACGUCGACGUCGUCGAGCUUCGUUUGGGCAACAUCGAUCUGGGCCCUGGGUACCGAAACCCGCAGUCCCAAAUCACCGGAACAGAGGUCCUUGCCUGGAGCGUCCAGCAGCGGGCCCUAUAUGCUCCUCAGUACAUGUCCAGCAUUGAGCAGCGACCGGUCGCAUCUGCGGGCCCUGGUGCUGUGCGAGGCUCUUCGGCCCGAUACCUCCAUCACGCCGUGAUGGAUGCCUUGGAGCCGACAGGCCUGAACUUCCUUGGGCAAAAGAAAUCCAAGAAGUCGGUCAUCUAUGUUGGCCGGGGUGCUCGAUCCUACAGCGUAAUCGGCGCAUGGGUCCCGAGUGGACUUGUUGCCUUGAUGAUGGGUUACCAAAGUGGCAAUACAGGCAAUGAUAGUCCCAGUAGUGGCAGCGAAAACAGCUGGGAGCGGGUUUAA
This is a messenger RNA of Penicillium verhagenii, 1377 nucleotides long. Its product is annotated as DUF1776 domain-containing protein. NCBI's taxonomy places the organism in Eukaryota, Fungi, Ascomycota, Eurotiomycetes, Eurotiales, Aspergillaceae. The record is from RefSeq and is a predicted model, not a curated record. The coding region runs from base 1 to 1377 and encodes 458 amino acids. The transcript is spliced from 4 exons.